GAGAGAGAGAGAGAGAGAGAAAAAAAAAGCGCCAUGACUCGCUUGAUGCGCUAUUUAGCGGCAGGUGUUGCGCUUGUGUGUCUUUUCGGAGCGUCUGAAUGUAAAAAGGCUUUUAAAUGUCCUUCAGGAUGCACCUGCUCCAAGGAGACCAUCGUCUGCGUCGGGACCUCUCAGAUCCCCCGGACUGUACCGACCGAGAUCAACUCACUGAGCRUUGUAAACGGAUCCAUCACAGAAAUCACAGAGGGGAUGUUUUCACUGAUGCCUUCUCUUCAGCUACUGCUUCUAAAUGCCAACUCUCUGACCACCAUCAAAGACGACACUUUCUCUGGUCUGUCUCAUCUCGAGUAUUUAGAUCUGCGAGGGAACUUGUUCCAGUGCAGCUGUGAGAACAAAUGGCUGAUGACGUGGCUGAAAAAUACAAACGCCACAGUGUCAGAUGUCUUUUGCGCCGGCCCCAUUGAUAUGAAGGGCAAGCGGCUCAAUGACCUUCCCAUUCCGCCGGGCGAAUGCAUUUCCACAGACUUUGUGCGUCAUCAGUCCAUUCCUAUUCAGUCCAUGUCGGCUGACAUCUUCUCCUUUAAAGAUGACAUCUUUGUGGCCAUGGCUGCCCCAAACUCCAACAGCUGUGUGAUCAUGGAGUGGGAUCACAUUGAAAUGAAUUUCAGAAAGUUCGACAAUAUUAUAGGAAAAUCUGUCGUUGGAUGCAAGUCCUUUCUGAUUGAAAACCACGUGUUGAUGAUCGUCACCCAGCUCUUUGGCGGCUCCCACAUCUUCAAGUUUGAUGCUAAACAAAACAAAUUCACCAAGUUUCAAACCAUCGAGGUCUUCAACAUCUCAAAGCCAAACGACAUGGAGGUUUUCCAAWUGGAUGGUGAUUGGUAUUUUUUGAUUGUGGACAGUUCAAAGGCGGGCCUUUCCACUCUCUACAAGUGGACUGACCAACCCGACCACAAUGAGACUGGUUUCUACACCUACCAGUUUCUCCACGAAUGGUUCCGCGAUACAGAUGCAGAGUUUGUUGAGGUGGACGGGAAGUUCCAUGUGAUCUUAGCCAGCCGCUCUCAGCCACCAGUCGUCUACCUGUGGAACAAAAGCACCCUGAAGUUCGUACUCCACAGCGAAAUCCCGAUCAUCGACGACGUGGUGUCCGUCAAAGCUUUCCGAGUCGAAGGAGGCUUGUACCUAGCUCUGGCUUGCUACAUCGGUGACUCCAAAGUCGUCAAGUGGGCCAACAAGCAGUUCACAGAGGUGCAGCCUCUGCCCUCUCGGGGAGCCAUGAUCCUACAGCCGUUCACCUUCUCGGACAGAUACUACCUCGCUCUUGGCAGCGAUUACUCCUUCACGCAGAUCCACMUCUGGGAUGCCGAGACCAAGACGUUUCACAAAUUUAAGGAUGUUUACGUGCAGUCGCCGCGCUCAUUCACCGUGGUGACCACCGACCGGAGGAGUUUCAUCUUCUCCUCCAGCCUUAAGGGAAAAUCAAUAGUCUUUGAGCAURUAUUUGUGGAUCUAAGCUUGUGAAUCAAAAAUUAAAUGUURAUUACUCUGAUUAAGCCUGUAUGCUAUAAUCUCACAUGCUGUAUAAUCAAUACUUAUGCAAUCAAAUUCAUACUUUUUGUGGACUAAUAUAAAAACACUAAUUACCAUAAAGAAGUAGUCAAGUCAUUUUUGAAGUAAUGUACUUUCAAACAAAGAUUGUUCAUUCUGGAGACUAUACCAGCCCAUAUAGUUAGUCAUAUCUUUUAAAUGUUCUAGAAAUGGAAAACUCAUCAUGCAGUCUAUGAGUGGUCUUGAAAGGCUUUCCAGCCCAGUGAUAUUUAGAGAUUAUCCUAAAUUUCAGGUAUUCCUGUCAAGUGGAAUUCAUUAYGAUAAAAAAAGAAACUGAGAAUUAUCAAGUAAACUUUAAAGCUUUCUGAUCCCACUAACUCCAUUGAUUAUUACCGAGUGCAAACCAUUUUCUUCUCCAUCAUAACCAAAAUGAAUGUUGUAGAAAAAUAGUUUGCUUACGCUAAAGUGUGCUGUAAUCCGAUCAAGCUAAUACGCUGUUGAGUGCCUGAUUAACAACAAAAGGAAAAGUAGAUGUUUAUUACUAUGCAAAGUUUAUAGCACUUGCUGUUUGUAUGGAGCAACAAUAAUCCAUUGUGUGCAUUUAUUUUAUUUUCAAAUGUUGAUUUCAAGAAGAUGUGAGAAACAUUUCCUUACUGGUCUCUUACAGAUUUGUUUACAGUAUAGAAACUGGUAUUUUUUUUCUCAAAAAUAUCAAAGCUGUAAUUUGAAAGAUGGACCUUGGUUUUUCUAGACCAAGUACACGUUAUAUGUUUUUGUAAUAUUGUCACAUUUCUUGGCAGAAGAAAUCCUUUUAUCUUCAUCCAGCAGUUCUUGGGUUUAAUGAUGAUGUAUGUUUCCCCAGUUUACAGCAUAAAGUGAAUUUUACCAAAUCUACAACUGCAGUUCAUUGUAGGUUUGUGAAAAUGCWUACUGUAUUAAAAAUCAUUUGACCAUACUUAA
Molecule: messenger RNA, 2511 nt
Organism: Austrofundulus limnaeus
Lineage: Eukaryota; Metazoa; Chordata; Actinopteri; Cyprinodontiformes; Rivulidae
Product: leucine-rich repeat LGI family member 2
Biological process (GO): inhibitory synapse assembly
Molecular function (GO): protein binding
Source: RefSeq, a predicted model, not a curated record